Molecule: messenger RNA, 1838 nt
Organism: Vollenhovia emeryi
Lineage: Eukaryota; Metazoa; Arthropoda; Insecta; Hymenoptera; Formicidae
Exons: 6
Coding region: 198-1076 (292 amino acids)
Source: RefSeq, a predicted model, not a curated record
GACUGUGUCGUAGAGACAAGAGAUCCUACGAGGAAACGAUUAUUUGUGCAAUCGAUAUAAAAUUUGAUUGACAAGUUAUUUACCGCCAACGCAUUCCCGUCCUGGUUGAGCCACACUCGUCGAAUCUGCGAAACGAAGAAGUGAAAAAGUUAAAAAUUGAACGGGUAAUUGAUUUUUGGUUACAAAAGUUUAAAGAAAUGGAGAAAUCUGUUAUACAAUCUAAAAAUAUCUCUCUACGUGAUUUAAAAUUGCUCGACGAAGAAACAAAUGUCGAAUAUACUAUAAAAGUACAAAGGGAAGACUAUAAUCGUGCUCAUAAUGACAUGAUGUUUGCUACUACAUUACUACAAAGAGCAAAAAAGUUACUGAGUUCUAAAGAUACACAUAAUUCUGUUUCGCCAAAAAAUAUGAUGGCAAAUGAUACCAGUAAACCCAGUUCAAACAUAACAGAAACAGUAGUUCUUACUGACAUUACUGAAAAUAUACUUCAAAAUAAUAUUACUUCUGACAGUGAAAAUGCUUCAGAUACUCAAGACAUAGAAGUAAAUAAAAUAAAAUGGGAACAUAAAGCUAUACUUCUUCUAAUAUCUUUAUAUAAAGAAAAAUCAGAUAUACUAGGAAAAGGUAGUCAUAAAAAGAUGUGGACAGAAAUUGCUAAGUGCAUGAAGGAAAAGAAAUACAAGUUUACUGGCAGUCAGUGCAAUAAUAAAAUGGAUGCAUUAAAGAGACGAUAUCGUCAAAUUACUGACCACAACGCUCAGAGUGGGAACGACAGAAAGGAGUGGAUAUAUUUAGAUGUGUUAGAUGACAUUUUUCAAAAGAAACAUUGGAUAAAACCAUUAGCUGUAGCAGGAUCGAAUGUUAAAGAACCUGAACAUUCACCAUUAACUGAUAGUGAUGAACAUGAAUUACCAGUCAAGCAAAGAAAAAUCUCAUUAAAUGAAGCAAGAGUGAAUUAUAUGGAAGCUUCAUUAGAAGAUAAAAGAUUAAAAAGAGAGGAAACUGCUAAUUACAGAGCAACAAAAUUGCAAAUAUUAAAAGAAAUAAAAGAAGCAUUUGAAAAUCGGAAACAGUAAUGUGUGUACAGAAAGACAUAAAGAAAAAAAUGUAAGUUUACGUUCCAAAAUCGUUAAAAAUUUAUGUUUCAUUAUACUAUUAAAAAUUAUUCUAUAAUUGCUACUCGUACCUUAAUAAUACUACAACUCGUAUUAUCAAAAAUAUUACAUUUUUGGUCACAUAUUUUUUUUGCUGAAUAGCUAAGAAAUUAAUUUUGAUAUUGUCUAAUUUAGUAACAAAGUAUUAUAUUCAGGUUUAAUUCCAUGUUUUUUUUAUAUAAUUGAGAUUAUUAUUUUUAUAUAUGAAAACUCAAAUGUGAGUGUCUAGAUGAUUUAAUUUAAGUAUUAUGUUUAUUUUUUAAGCCAAAGUUUCUUUGUGAUUAAUAUAAAUAUAAGCGUUAUAAUAAAGAAAUUCUCUUGAUUUGUAUGGCAUUAUGUUAAGUUUAUGUUUAAUGUUUAACAUAUAUUAAAAUCAUUUUUAACAGAUAAUAUUGUAUUCAGAUUUAAGUGCAUUUUAUAUAAUAGAGAUCAUUAUUUUUAUAUGUGAAAAUUCAAAUAUGAAUUUUUAAGUGAUUUAAUUUAAGUAUUGUGUUCAUUUAUUUUUCAAACCAGUUAUGUUUGUGAUUAUAUAAACAUAAGUUUUAUAAUAAAAUGGUUCUUUCGUAUUUUUAUGGCAUUAUAUUAACUUUAUGUUUAACGUUUACCAUAUAUUAAAAUUAUUUUUAACGAACACACGCUCACGCAUGUAUAUGAAAAAGUACAAAUAUACCAAAAUAAUAAAUA